Molecule: messenger RNA, 3422 nt
Organism: Sitophilus oryzae (rice weevil)
Lineage: Eukaryota; Metazoa; Arthropoda; Insecta; Coleoptera; Curculionidae
Product: probable E3 ubiquitin-protein ligase makorin-1
Exons: 7
Coding region: 244-1614 (456 amino acids)
Biological process (GO): protein polyubiquitination
Molecular function (GO): ubiquitin protein ligase activity; metal ion binding
Source: RefSeq, a predicted model, not a curated record
AAUUUCAUGACAUGUUCAUGACUGUUUUUGUGUCAAAAACAUUUUUCUUUUUGAAAUUUCUGAUUAUUUUAUGAAACCACAAAGAACAUUCAUUAAUUGUUGCAAGGAAAAGAGAAAUUCAUAUGUGUAUCUGUCAAGAUUGUCAUUUUAAAGUGGAAUAAGAUGGCCCCUAUUUACUAAGAAGUUUUUAAUAUUCCUUGAAGAUAUCCUUCAAAUUUAAGGCUAUUUAUGUAAAAUCGCAAUAUGGCGGAAACCGAGGUUCGCACUUGUAAGAAAUUUUGUUUAGAGUACUACAAUCUUAAUACCUGCUCAAACAGAAAGAAUUGCCUGUAUCCUCAUAAACCCCAACACGAAAUUACAGCAGUAGGUUUUGUACAAGGCGAAGAUUAUGUGCUGGGUCAAUUAUUAGAAAUGAAAAACCAAAGACCGUGUUAUUUUUAUCAGAUGGGAAGGUGUAAAUACCAAGAUCGAUGUCGAUUUUUACAUGACAACGAUAAUAAGAGUGCAAAUGAACCCUCUACGUCUCAGUGUAACCAUAUAGAAGAUGUCAAUUUUGCACAAGUGCCAAACAGUGAAAACAAGGCAGCUUCUGAUAUGGAGUUAAGCAGUGUAGAAACAGACAUACAUAGUGUCGAAGAAGAAGAACCAUCUUGCUCUUCAAAUAGCUCACAAGAUACAAAAACUUCUUAUGAACAAGAUAGCGAAGAAGGGGCAUGUGCCUCGCCGCCUUUAGUUAUAAUUAAUAAUAGAAACUGGGUGGAUGCUCCAGAAUUUAUACCUAGGUCCAAACCACAAAAAAGUUAUGCCCAAGUUCUUCAUUCAGAAAUAAAUAUGGAUAGUAAUAUUAUUAGGAAAAUGUGCCCGUACGCAUCCAGGGAUGGGAUAUGCUUGAAUUUAGGUCAAUGUAAUAAUUUACAUGGUGAACUCUGUGAUAUGUGUGAAAGAUUUGUAUUGCAUCCUUAUGAUGAAGAGGAAAGGAAAAAGCAUCGUCAAGAGUGUUUAAAGAAUCAUGAGAAGAAUAUGGAACUGUCCUUUGCAAUUCAGCGCUCUAAAGACAAAACUUGUGGUGUUUGUUUUGAAGUGAUCAUGGAAAAGGCGAAUAGCGAACAAAGAUUUGGUAUUUUGCCAAAUUGCAACCAUUGUUUCUGUUUAGCUUGCAUCAGGAAAUGGCGGCAGGCGCAUCAGUUUGAAAACAAAAUUAUUAGGGCAUGUCCAGAAUGUAGGGUAACAUCAGAUUUUGUAUGUCCCAGCAUGUACUGGGUAGAUACAAAGGAAGAAAAAGAAAAACUAAUUGAUGAUUAUAAAAAAGCAUUAUCCAAUAAAGCGUGCAAGUACUUUAAGAAGGGCCUGGGCAAGUGUCCAUUUGGAAACAAGUGUUUUUAUAUGCACGCUGAUAAAGAUGGAAGAAUAAUUGAUGUGGGGCCUCCCCAGCGACAGAGGCGAAAUCGAUAUGCAGACACUGAUAUAGAUGUGCUUCAGGUAAUGCUGUGGGAUUUCUUAGACGAACGCGAUUUUCCUUGGCAGACAUUGGCGGACGACUUGGAAGACUUAGUAUCAUUUUUCACCGAAUCCGAUGAGUCCGAUUGGUCAGAUUAUGAGCUUUUCUUCGAUUAGUCUUUAGAGAUAAUGUUUCAUGUUCACCCGAUUUACUUUGAAAAUUUCGUUCGUAUAUUUUUCAAUGUUUUUCGUUAUAUCGAACAUGAAACACAUACUAAUAAUACUUCUUAAAUGUGUAACAUUUAUCGGUGGAUAACCCAACAAUUGGAAUCAGUUAUGUUUACGAUUCAUUUAAGCAAAAACCCAUAAAUAUUGUUGGACUGAGGCUGUUUAGUACUGAAAGAUAAUAGCGACAGAGAUUUAUUCUAUGUAUAGUUUUGACAUCUUAUACAUGGUAUACAUACAAGACAUAUUUUAUUCACAACAUUCUGUCUAGGCUUGCGUUUAAAAAAUAUAUUUUGCCCUAAGAUCAAACUGUUCCCAGAAUAAAAGCAAAGGUUAUACAGUUAACAGUGAUAUAAGAAGUUAUUUUGUUAUCUGUUUUAAUUUAAAGCAAAAUUAGUGUGAAGAAAUUAAUUUCCACUGUAGAAAAAUAAUUUUGAGGCGCUCUUAAUCUAUAAAUCGGGCUAGAAUGUCAUGAAUUUUAAGGCAACCCAGAUAUACACGUACAUGUUCUAAAAAAAACACAAAAAGAUAAAUAAUUCUUGAAAUUUUGAGUACAUUUCUUUAUUUUAAAUAAAGUUUUAGCUUUAAUCGGUAUAUGGUAAAAAAACAGAGAAAAUAUAGAUUUUCCAGAAUGUUUUCAUUAAUAGUUACAGAACUGUUGUAUAUCUUUUUAAUUUUGUACAUAGAUUAAAGACACAGUGUGCCAAAAAGUUGGCAACGAAUAUUUUAAAGUUUCUCUAGAAUUUCUUCAGCAUACACAGUUUUGUUAUUGGCCAUGCUGAAGAAAUUCUGUAAUUUUUUUAUAUAAGUUGCGAAAUUUUUGCUACAACUUGUGCUUAUUGUCAAUAGUAGGCUCAUGGGAAAGAAAUACUUUUCUGUUAGAUCUUUUCUUAAAAAAUAAUAUUGUUUCUAGAUAAUUAGAGUAGCUCAAAACUAAGUUAAACAUUAAAGAGGUACAGUAUAGAGCUUUACACUAAUACGCAUUUUCAAUAGAACAUAUUUUCACUAUUUUUUUAAUGUUUAUGUUAUCUUGAUCAAGCUCAGGAGUAUAUUUUUAUACAUUCUUAUUUUUCUAAAUUUUUUGUCUUUCCAAUCUUAAAUAUCACUAAUUUUGCAUUUUAUUCGAUUAUUAUUUUAUUUUCAACAACGUAAUAAUAGGGUGGUUGUUUUAUUUAAAUGCAGGUUAUUGUGAAAAUUAUUUCUGUUUGAAACUUUGCAACAAUUUGUUAGUACGUUAAGAGCUAAGAAUACAUACUAAGCGUUGGUGCUUAUCUGUGCUUUCCACUUUUUAAACUGAUUUUAUGUCCUAGAUGUGCGAUAGAGCAUUUAGACGAGGUAUCAAAGUGUUUUGUAGAUUGUUUUUUUAUAUUAGUGUAAAUUAUUAAAAUAUAUAUACACUGUUUAUGUUUUAAAUUGGCAGUAAAGACUUCAAGACAAAAUAUGCUCAAAUUAUUGAGGAUACUGUUCUUUUUACAUCAUUAUUUUCUAAGUUUUUUUCGGAAAGAAAGCAGAAAUUUGUUAUAUAUUAUUGUUUUGUAAAUUGUUGUAAACGGUGCGGUGCUUGGAAUUAUUUUCACUUGGUAUUGUAUUUACUUUUGAAAAUGUUAUGUACUGUCUAUUUAGAUAUUUUUGAUCUGUUAACAUUGCUGAAAUUACUCCUUAUACAUUUACAUACUUAUAAAAUAUAUUUUUAUGUACCUUGUUUCAGAAAUGGUUAUUUAACUAUUUAGCAUCUUACUCUCAAUAAAAUUUGAAAAUCA